AUGGGAGACGAAGAAGUUCAAGCACUUGUUGUAGAUAAUGGAUCAGGAAUGUGUAAAGCCGGAUUUGCUGGUGAUGAUGCACCAAGAGCUGUAUUCCCAUCCAUUGUUGGUAGACCAAGACACGUUUCAGUUAUGGCUGGUAUGGGUCAAAAGGAUGCUUAUGUUGGAGAUGAAGCUCAAUCAAAGAGAGGUAUUCUUACACUUAAAUAUCCAAUUGAACACGGUAUUG
This is a messenger RNA of Entamoeba histolytica HM-1:IMSS, 229 nucleotides long. RefSeq names its product actin 2 protein, putative. Lineage: Eukaryota; Evosea; Mastigamoebida; Endamoebidae. The annotation marks the transcript as partial. The transcript has a single exon. The record is from RefSeq and is a predicted model, not a curated record.